GCUGUGUGGGCUAGUCACUUGCCUUUUUAUUUUUGCCUGCUGCCUGUUUACUUAUUCAGUAUUUUUUGAGGUGGGUGGGAGGCAGGAAGAGGCACCUUGAGGUGAGGAGGAGGAGGUAGGAAGCACAGCAGCUGUCGCCUAGUUAGUAACCUGCUUAAACUUGACGGAAACAAGUGUUCAUUCUGACUGAGGCGUUUGCAGAGGGCCUCAGGCUUCUGCUGAGGCAGGAUCCAGAAGAUGGCUGUCUCCUGUAAAGAGAUUCCAGCAGAAAUGCAUGAAACCAUCGCCAAUUUCUUAGGGACACAGGACAUCAUACUGCUGGAUGCUCAACUCCACAUUAAAUCCAAAAUGGAAAAUAUUGUCCUGGUUUUGAUGCCUUGGCGAGCGCUGGUGAUGCUGGCAAAACUCCCAGUCAAGGUACAAGUUAGCUUCAGCUUCCUAGCUGUGCAGCUCAUCAGGAUAGGAGAAGCUAACCAGGUUGUCAUGGAGACCGAUGAGUCUUCUUUCGAAUUUGACUUCUUGUCGUUGGAGGAUUUGGAGCGCAUGGUCAUCCAUGUGGUCAUGUCCCUGAAGAAGAUCUUUCCAGAUUCUCCACCUGAAAACCUUCUCCAGAAUGCUUCCCCCAUCUUGCUUGAGAGAAUUCAAGGAGUAACAGAUUCCUUGGAAGAAGUGCUGAAGGAAAACCAAGGCCCAUGUGGUGGGUUUUCAGAAAUGUAUGCUGCUCUCUGCGAUUACAGUGACCUCCCUUUCCAAGAGGAGAUCCAGUGGACUGUGGAUAAUAUUUAUCACAACCAGAAAUGCAGGGAGUUCAACUUGCUGGAUUUCAACCAUCUGCAUAGCCAGGAUGUGGCUGUUAGUGUGGCUGGCUUGUCAUUGAAUUGGUGGUUCACAAGGCUGUGUUGCAAGGACUUCAGACUGAAUCAGGAUAUUCUGGAGCAGAUUCUCCAUGUGCUCAGUACCUCAGUGACUCUGGAAGAGCUGGUGCUGGAAAACUGUGGCUUGAAGUUUGAUUUUGCUCAACGGAUGGCCCAGGUACUCCACAAUAAUCCAAACUCUGCCAUAAACAUGAUUAAUCUCUCUGGAAACCUGUUGGAGGACCGAGGUAUAAUUGCUCUGAGCCAGAACUUAGAGCAGAGCAUCAAGAGCUUCCGAAGCUUGAACUUUGCUAGGACCUCCUUGACUCAAAAAGGAAUGUUGUCCUUUUGCCAGUCUCUAGUCUCCAAUGAACUAUUCAGAGCCUCUCUGUGCUACCUGGACCUCUCUGGGAACCCAGGGAGCCUGGCCACCGAAGAUGCAAACGGUUUGUUUUCUUUCCUGUGUCAGCCAAAUGCGUUAGGUCACCUCGAUCUCUCUGGGACAGACUGCGCUUUGGAUGUGCUCUUUGGUGCCUUGGCUGCUGGCUGCUGUGAGAGCCUCAUCAAUCUGAACCUAUCCAAGAAUGUUUACUCAAACAAAAAAAACAGAGAUGUUCCUCUUGGAAUCAGCAGAUUCUUCAGCAAAGCCUCUGCUCUCCAACAUGUUUCACUGGCUGGAACCAAGCUACCACCUGAGGCUUUGAGAGCCAUGCUGCAGGGUUUGGCAUAUAAUACCCAACUGAGAGGCCUGCACCUGGACCUCAGUAGCUGUGAGCUGAAAUCAGAAAGUGCCCAGGUGAUCCAGGAUCUUAUUUCAGAUGCCAGCUCAAUCAGUGACUUGAAUUUGUCUGACAAUGGCUUUGAUUCCGACAUGGUGACACUGGUGCUGGCCAUCAGUAGAAGCAAAACCAUCAGGCAUGUCGCACUAGGAAAGAACUUUAAUAUUCGGUCCAGGGAGACCCUUGCUGAUGCUUUGCACCGCAUUGUUCAGCUCACUCAAGAUGACGACUGUUCUGUCGAAUCCCUAUCAGUGACAGAAUCUCGUCUGAAACUGGGAACUGGCAUUCUCCUAAAUGGCUUGAGAAGCAAGAGCAGUUGUCUUGUCAUGCUGGAUAUCAGUGGUAAUGCUAUGGGAGAUGUGGGUGCCAAAAUACUGGCCAAGGCUUUGUCAGUGAACACAACGCUCAGGACUUUAAUUUGGGACAGGAACAACACAACAUUGUGUGGAUUCCUUGACAUUACUCGUGCUUUGCUAAGGAAUUUUACCCUAAAGACAAUGCCCCUGCCCAUGAGCGAUGUGGCCCAGGCUUACCGGAGCCAUCCAGAGAAAAUGGAGGAUGUCGUGCAUAAGAUACAGUCUUACCUCACAAGGAAUCAGAUUCAAGAGACCCUGCCCGAGGAGAGAUGCUGCUUACAGCCAGACACUACAGCCAGCUCUUCUGUACAGGCACUGAAGGAUGCAUGCCAUUCAGUGCAGAAAUACAUUGAGGUGCUGAGCUGUGUCCAAGAUGUGGAAGUUAAAGCAGACAUCCUGCAGGCAGAGGAAACCAUCAAAGAUGCAAGCCUUUCCAUUAAUAUUUUGCCCAUUUUGCAUGGGGCAGGAAGCCCUCUGCACCAGAACAGCAAGCUUCAGCACAAACUGGAAAGCCUAAUUGAGGAAGUUUCCCAGACCUGCAGCAGGGAAAUCCAGGCCCUCAUGCAGGCCACACUGGAUGCCACUCAGAGUUUGUGCCCAAAACUCCUGCAGAAAACCAGCUUUCAGGAGCAUCUGAUCUCCAGCGUGCCAAAAGAGGCCCUCCUUGACCAGUUGCUGACGGACAUGUACAGCAGGCUCAUGGAGAUCCAGCUAUCAAUCACUGAGGCCAUGGCCAAUGGUAUCGCUGACAAGACUUUGGAGGAGUUAACCACCAUUCAAGGCAAGCUGGCAAAAAACCUUCCAAAACCAGGCAAGGAGCCUCAGGUGGUGAAUGCAGGCUGGAAUACUUUACAACAGGAGCACAGAAGCCUGCGGGUUGCUGUUGAGAAGGAUUUCCAAAAUGAGUACAAGUUGGCUGCCCAAUGGAAGCACAGCUACUCCACACGCAUUCUACCAACUCCUGGACUAAAUGGUCUAUUGGAACUCGAUCUUAAGGUAGAGGCAGAAGAGAACAAGAUUGGGGCUCCCCAGGCUGAGCUGUCACUCAGCUGUGCCUCUGUGAAGUCACGCCCUGCCUCCACAAAGGAUGCUGAAGCUGGGAGCAGGCUGUUUCCUUGCACAGAGCCUGCAUCUGCACAAUCCCUUAUGGACCUGCCGACUACAGGAGAGAAAUUGGAGCAUUAUACCCGAGACAGGCCCAGGCCCAACCGCAGGAACAGGCAGCCCCCCAGCAAGCCAAAUGCACAGCCGCCUGUGCGUGAGAAUGAUGAAGACAGAAGCAUCGCCAGGCUGGAUGAAGGGCUAGAUGAGUUCUUCACAAAGAAGGUGAUUCACGAGCAUUCACCGCCUAUUUCAUUGGAAACCUCCCCAGCAGCAACCACACCAACACCUUCUGGCUCUCGGACCUUCAAAAAGAAAAUAGGACACUUCUUUGCCUUCAAGAAGCCAAAGUCAAGCCGGGGUUCCAGGCCAGAGAAAGAGCCUGAGGGUAGUCCCUCAGCAGCAAGAGGCAGGAAGCUGAUGCUUAGUGACAUUUUAAGGGCUCCCAGCAAAGCCAGUGAAUCGACGAAAGCGCUAAGCAAGUCCGAGGAAGGAGGGCUGGCUGUAGAGAGCAGAGGCUACCUGGAGCAAAGCCAAACUCCAGACAGUGCUCGAAGGGCCAGGUCGAAAUACUCCAGGGAGGGAAAGUCCCAGUCCCUGAUACUCCUGUCAGGAGAGGAUGAAGAGGGUCUUGGUGUGAGACAUGAAAAGAAGAGGCCCUUUGAGAGGAGUGAUGGUGAACUGCCCAGCUCCUUCGAACAACGUGUUCAUGUCAUGCUGCAUCGGAUUGGUGUCACUAAGGUGUUAUCCUCUGAAGGCAAAAAGAAGCAGAGCAAAGAUGGGGAGAUUAAGAAAGCUGGUUCUGAUGGGGACAUUGUGGACAGUUCAGCAGAGUCUCCUCCUUGCUCCUUGAAAUCACGCACACACUCAAUGUCCACAGAUCCCUCCGUGCGAAUAGGUCCUGCUGAUGCUGCUGGCAGAACAGGUACAGAGUCAAGUGGUGGAUCCAACGAGAGGAGACUCUCCUGGAAAGCUCUUGGGAAGCAACUGAAUGCAGAGCUCAAGGGCAAGUGUUCAGAACUCAGCUCUUCCCCAAGAAGAGCUUUUGCCAUACAAGAGCCAGCCAGCCCCAGAGAGCAGAAAGUGAAAGAAAGUUGGAGCAGCAGUUUACCCAGGAUUGGAAGAAGCACAGCAGGCCCUCUUCCUGUCAGGAGGACCAGCAAUGCUGGAGAAGGACAGGCAUUUGCUGAAACACAGAACUCAUAUGCUGAAGUAAACAUGAUUGCUGGAGACAAUCAACUCAAACCCAAACCUCGUCUGAAGCCUGUGACAAACCGGAGGGCCAUGUCUGUUCACGAAGAACAGCUCAGGGAUCAGACCUGUGCAGCAGAGCUGCAUCAUACGAAAAUCCCGCUUUGUCUGCAGCGCUCCCCAAUCGUGAAAUGGAAGAUUAAGCCUAAGUCCUUGUUGGAGCCUGAGGCAUCUGCACUAUCUGAUUCUCCAGGCACUCCAUCCCAAGAAAGGAACGUGCUAGCCACAGAAUCCAAGCCAAGAGCAGAAAUGGAAGAAGAGUUGCAACAAGCUUUGGAACAAACUCUAGAGAAUGCACAAAAUAUAGCCCUAGACCAAAGAACUGCUGUGCCACUCUCCAAGUCACCCACACAAGAGCACUGAGUCAGUAGUUGGUGCUUCUGCAUGGCGAUAGCUCACAAAUGAGCACAGUAUGAAAGCUUACAAUUUGAAGCAGCAGAACAGCCAUCUGAGAAGGUGCAAGCAAUUCAGCACAUGGCCAAGCAAGCCCCAUCAUGGUGCCUGGUUGGUAGAGCUGGUAUUUCCAGUGGGAUCAAGUGGUGUCAAAACUCUUGCACGUUUGGGUUGUCCCCUUUUCAUCUUUCACCCUUGUAUACUCUCAUGUAAGUGCCAGGUGUUCUAAUGGCUCACAUGGGAAAAGCCAAAUGCUGAAUUUGAAGGAAACCAGCUAUUUCCAGCAGCAGUUGUAUAGUUGGAAGCUGGUGCCGAUGCAAAAAUGUAUAGUGCCAGAAACUAAGAACCACCAGCAGGAAGGUGGGCAGGGGGCUAUUUUACAUACACUAAACUUGCCUGCCUUUUAUUGUACUUUUCAGGAAUGUGGGGCUUGAACAGCUUUGGGGUUUGUAGAAAAGACUAAAAGUAGGGGAUAAACCAGUGCCACAAAGCCAGGCUGGCCUGUCUCACAUUGACAAUCUUACUCCUUCCUUUACCUUUCAUAAUUUCUGUUCCUAAGCUUCUACUUUGUUUUGCCACAUCCCUUCAUAGCCUAAGUACUACCUAGGAACAAAACCUCAAUUCUAGGCAAAGAUCCACUGGCACCAGUGAGGUGUUUGGCAUGAGUAAGGCAGAAGGGGAGAGUGUGACUUGGCAGCUUUCAGCAAGUUAUAACUAUUAAUGAAGUCUCAGCUCCUCUGUUCUACAAUUAAAUGAGGAUGAUAAUUCAAAUCAGAA
Messenger RNA from Rhineura floridana, 5511 nucleotides. RefSeq names its product capping protein regulator and myosin 1 linker 2 (gene CARMIL2). The record is from RefSeq and is a predicted model, not a curated record. The transcript is spliced from 40 exons. Gene Ontology annotation, biological process: regulation of Arp2/3 complex-mediated actin nucleation; cell migration. Lineage: Eukaryota; Metazoa; Chordata; Lepidosauria; Squamata; Rhineuridae. The coding region runs from base 238 to 4704 and encodes 1488 amino acids. Gene Ontology annotation, cellular component: plasma membrane; lamellipodium.